GUUCAAACAUUUAUAGAUCCAAUUUUAAGAAACGCUUUAAAAGCUUUUCAAUUAGACUUUCUAAACGUCUAUGGUGCGAAGUAAGAGUCUUAAACCCUACACCAAAUGGUCAAAGAUAGUUCAAACGCGAGACAAGUAUUUCAAAUGUAUUUGUGAUAUUGCGAAUAAGAGAGUGCUUGAUACAUAGUUCGUGACUGAAUUUAAGUAUCCGGAGUGGCAAAAGGAUUCUGAUUAAGAUCAGAUAUUUUCACAGUUAUACAUGAUCGGAUCCUAGGGUCAAUAUACGUUUACGUUAAUGAUAUUCGAAUUUCGAAACACCAGGUAAUUCUUUGGGAUAAUCGAGCGUAUCAUCAGACCUCGCUGUAUUCACAUUUUUCGGUUUAAUACCACGGCAUACAUACGCGCAUUGUUUACAAAGGAAUGACAAACAAGAUAGCAAAAAUCUGUGAAAUACCGAAAUAUGAUAUGUUAAACAAAAUACAGUGAAAUAUUAGAAAAACUUACAACAGCGAUAUUUUGACUGUCGCGAAGAAACGAGAUUGGAUAUUAUUGAAUUUUAUUAAAACAUCAAGGAAGUUUUCGUUCAUUCUUAAAUGUGAGUUACGAAUCGCGUAAUUACAUGUAAAACAUUUAAUUGCUUCCUUUUAAGAUUUACAGCAGGAAUAAUUUAAGUCGCUUCUGCGUUUUAAAGGAAGGAAAGACUUAUUAAUUUAAAGUGGUCAUUAAAUGCAGUUAUUUUAUAGGCAACAUACAUGGCUAUGCACAUGUAUUGACGAGUAUUUUAACAUGGGAAAGCUGUGCAUGUGAGCGGAGUAUCUUAAGUGAGGUAUUUAAUAUUCCACGACAAAUAUAUACGCUCGUAUGUGAAAGAGAUUCAUUGAGAUAUUUCAAUAUUUGUGCGGAGUAUUACACGCUACAAGAUCGGACUAAGGAAGCUAUAGAAUCAAGUCUGGACUACGAAUUAAUAUAAACAUUGUGGAAAUGGGAGGUCUGGCAUCGAAACUAAGUAAAGUGUUCUCUCCAUUCAAGAACUGUCCUGCUCGGAUCGCCAUGAUCGGCCUCGAUGGUGCAGGCAAGACGACAAUUCUGUACCGCUUCAAAUUGAACGAGACAAUCAGCACCAUCCCGACCAUAGGAUUUAACGUUGAGACUCUGACCCCCACGAAGGGCCUCGAGCUAACAGUGUGGGACAUGGGCGGCCAGGAACGUAUGAGGCCCCUUUGGAGGAUGUAUUUACGUGGAACAGAUGGCGUCAUGUUUGUUGUGGACAGUGGGGAUCGGGAGCGGAUACCGGAAGCCAAAGAAGAGCUGCUGCGACUCCUCGACACGCAGGAAAUGAAGAACGUGCCCCUCGUCGUCAUAGCAAACAAACAGGACCUACCAGGUGCUGUUGAUGCCAAAGAUAUGACAAAACGCCUGCAGCUGCCCCAGAUGUCUGCAAGACCCUGGGUGAUACACAGCGCCUGCGCAACGACUGGAGAGGGAAUAUGCGAAUCUAUGGAAUCACUGGCCAAAAUGGUCAAGGAAUACAAAGCGAAAGGAAAAUGAAUCGAAGUGAACGCCUUUUUCAUUAGUUGAAAGAAGAUUUGCAUUACGCAUGCCCAUGAGCAUGCGCGGGGUACGAGCAUGCGCGGUAACUAUCGCUCACAGCUCACCCAGAAUGACUUCACACUCCAAACACUUUUACUUACUUAAAACAAGUUGUUUGACAAUAGUAUUAAUAGUCAUUGCACCGAAGUUGGCAAGCGUGAUUUGAUUUUUGCAAUAUGAGUGGGAUGGCAGCUGGUGUUGUGACGUGUGAUGACGUCAUAAUACCAACGUCCUAUAUCUGAUACGAGCGUAACAUUCCAUCAAUAUCUAGUCUCUCCGUCCAUUUGUUGAUCAUUGAAAUCAUAUAUGAGUAUGUGUGCAUAUGAAUUAAAUAUUAAUUGCUAUGCAAUAAAGUUUUAUAAUUUA
Molecule: messenger RNA, 1956 nt
Organism: Mya arenaria
Lineage: Eukaryota; Metazoa; Mollusca; Bivalvia; Myida; Myidae
Exons: 4
Coding region: 982-1548 (188 amino acids)
Biological process (GO): vesicle-mediated transport; intracellular protein transport
Cellular component (GO): cytoplasm; plasma membrane
Molecular function (GO): GTP binding; GTPase activity
Source: RefSeq, a predicted model, not a curated record